AUGGAUUGUGCAUUGUCACAGGACGUGAAUGCAGCAGUUAGUGCUUCACCAGAACCAAGAAAACCGCUGACGAUGCAAGAACCUCCACACCACGUCGAGUUCAGUAACGAUACCGGAGUUAUUCUCAGUUGCAGCACUAGUAGAGGAGAUUUUCAAAUGGACUGGUUACAAUCAGACAAUACACCAGUGGCAUCACUGACCGGACUCCGGCAGAUCCUGAAAAACGGCUCCCUGGAGAUACUUCCCUUCACAGCGGAACUGUAUCGGCACGAUGUCCAUGCGACCGUCUACAGAUGCAGGAUGCGGUCCAGUGCUGGGUAUAUUGCGAUGUCCAAGAACAUACAUGUGCACGCAGCUCUUAGCUCACCAUGGGAGGUUCACGUGCCGGACGAAUACGUGAUAGCUGGUAACGCGGUGGUGCUGAGAUGUGUGGUCCCACCACACUGCGCCGACCGCAUUUCUAGUACAGAGUGGCUUAACGACGACGAUAUAAACGUACUUCAUUAUUUAGGGUCGAAAUAUCAUCGGCUCGACGACGGUUCGCUGUACAUAAGCGCCGUCAGUACCAGCGAUCGACAUAACCGGUUUUUAUGUCGAGUUCGGGACAAGAUCACUGGGAAUACGUACAGCAGUCAAUACUUUGGUCACGUAAUAGUGACAGAACCAAAAGGAGGCGUAAAGCCGCGCGUGUCUGUGGAACAACGCUCCAGGCGGGUCCGUGUCGGACAAGAUGUCCGUCUGCCGUGUGCCGUUCAUGCGUGGCCUGUGCCCACUUACAGAUGGUUUUUUGAGCACCACGAACAAUUGACACCCAUUGAAGAAACAACGCUUUGGAAACGAGCCCGACUUCUAGACGAGGGUCUCCUUUCCAUACAGAAAGUGAGGCGGGAAGAUGCAGGCAGAUUCGUUUGUUGGUUGAAUAACACGGUCGGCAGCGAGUCAGUCCAUUUCACGCUUAUAGUAACAGAACCUAUAUCCGUCCGUACAAAACCGGAAGUAUUAAGAAGUAAACCAAAAUCGGACAUAGCGUUGGAUUGCAAAGUCAAUGGAAACCCCAUAGAGCUAGUUUACUGGCUCCAUAACGGACGCACUCUUGAGCCUAACGAAAGAAUUGAAAUUCUAGAAGAUGGAUUAAGGUUACAUAUCAAGAAUACGCACAAAGAUGACCAAGGAAUAUAUCAGUGUUUUGCAAGCAACGCCCGAGACCAAGCUUAUGGAAUGUCCGAAUAUUUGUUCGAUGUGUCGGAGAGGUCGCGGGCAGUUGGAAACCGCUCAAGACGUGCUCCUUACGCUCGUAGCACCCACACACACGACACAGACUGGAACUUUACAGGAGUUAGAGAAUCCAAGCCGGAACUGGUGUACUGGUUUUCGGAGCAGACUCUUCAGCCUGGUCCGAGCGUGUCACUCAAGUGCGUGGCCAUGGGACAUCCGCCACCACAGUUCACUUGGUUACUGGACGGCUUUCCGAUACCAACCAAUUCUAGGUUCGUCGUAGGUCAACACGUUACGCUUCAAGACGAUGUUGUCAGUCAUCUUAACAUCAGCCGCGUAACAGAGCAAGAUGGCGGCGAGUAUGCGUGUGUUGCGUCAAAUACCGCGGGAAAAACUUCUCAUGCAGCCAGAGUGAACGUCUACGGACUACCUUACAUACGUGAGAUGCCUAAAGUGACAGCUGUCGCUGGAACAGACUUACAUAUGAAAUGCCCUGUCGCUGGAUAUCCCAUAGAGUCCAUAGGCUGGGAGAGAGAUGGUCAAACUCUGCCAUUAAACCGAAGACAGAAGGUAUUUCCGAACGGGACCCUAAUAGUAGAACAAACUCAAAGAGGAGAAGACGCUGGGACCUACACCUGUAAAGCCUCUAAUAGACAACGCCACGCUGCUAGAAGGGAUGUCGAAGUUCAAAUAUUAGUUCAACCAAAAAUUCUACCAAUACCGGCUAUGACGAACCUGCUUCGUGAAGGGAUGAGGGCAGCGAUUUCUUGCCAAAUCUUAGAAGGGGAUUUGCCGGUCGCUUUUCGUUGGGAGAAAAAUGGACAGCCGAUUACCUCAUCGCAAUACGCGCCCAGCGGGAUUAUCACACGAAGGAUGGACGAAUACAGCGCUUCGCUUGUGAUAGAACAAGUGACGUCACUGCACAGUGGGAACUACACCUGCAUCACGUCUAACGUGGCAGGGUCUGAGCGAUACACCGUCCCACUGACAGUCAACGUACCACCACGAUGGAGGUUGGAACCGAGCGACGUAGCUGUGGCAGCCGGACAAGACAUCACGUUACAGUGUCAGGCAGAUGGGUACCCGAAACCAACUAUCACAUGGAAAAAAGCCGUUGGAAAUACACCCGGCGAAUACAAGGAUUUCAUGUUCGAAGGCAAUUCCAGAGUUUUAGAUAACGGUUCGUUAGUUUUUGAGCGGGUGGCUAAAGAAAGCGAAGGGCAUUAUCUGUGCGAAGCGAGAAACGAUAUCGGCGCUGGACUGAGCAAGCUGAUUUUCAUCAAAGUCAAUGCACCAGCGCGAUUUCCUAUGAAAAGUAAGACAGUACAAGUUACUGCAGGCGAGGCUGCGCAUCUACAAUGUGCUGCAUCUGGAGACGCACCCCUGGAAGUCAGCUGGCGAAGUCCACACCACCACACGAUAGCGCAUCAUUUGGAUCAAAGGUACACGAUUCGCGAACAAGUUCUCGACGACGGCUUGGUAUCAGAGUUAAGCAUUUUACAAACAUACAGACAAGACACAGGAGCGCUCACAUGCAGAGCGUCCAAUGCUUAUGGACAGGAUGAGAUGUUGAUACAUUUAGUUGUGCAAGAGGUUCCUGAAAUGCCAAAAAACAUACGGGUAAUUGAUCAACAAUCAAGGACCAUACAGAUAUCUUGGACUCAACCAUAUGCAGGGAACAGUCCUAUUAUCAACUAUAUUGUGCAAUAUAAAGAAGCUCCAGAAUCGUGGCCAUCAACACCGCAGAAGGUCAUCGUCCCAGGAAGCGUAACGUCGGCCAGUGUUCAAAACUUACAACCGGCGACAUCAUACCACCUCCGGAUAAUCGCUGAGAACCGGCUGGGACAAAGUGAACCAAGUCAACCCGUGCAAGUUACAACUACUGAAGAAGUUCCAAGCGGCCCACCUCAGGACGUAAGGGUAGAAGCUAAAAGCUCUACAGAACUGAUCGUAACUUGGGAACCACCCCAAAGAGAUUUGUGGAAUGGAAAUAUCUUGGGAUAUUACGUAGGAUUUCAAGAGUUAAACAGUAACAGCACAGUUCUAAUCGCCAGCGGCCCAGGAGGUGCUUCAUACACUGUGAGGACAGUCGAGGGCGCUGGUACUGCUCGAUCAAGAACCACUCUAUCUGGUCUUCAGAAGCACGCCGCAUAUGCCGUUGUCGUUCAGGCUUAUAACAGCAGAGGAGCUGGUCCUGCGUCUCCUCCAACAACUGCCACCACCAUGGAAGAUGUACCUAGCCUGCCGCCUGGUGCUCUACAAUGCAAUGCAUUAAGUUCACAAUCGGUCCGAGUUUCUUGGGAGCCUCCUCCUAUGCGUGGGCGAAACGGCAUACUUCAAGGAUAUAGAGUAACUUAUGCCCCUGUGACCGAUUGGUACGGUAACGAAGACGCAGUGACGAAGCAGAUAUCUGGACUACACACGACACUGUCUGGUCUGAGGCGAUACACAAACUAUUCCGUCACGGUCUGCGCUUUCACCGCUGCUGGCGACGGCGUACGGGCAGCACCUGUAUAUUGUCACACAGAGGAAGACGUACCCUCAGCUCCGGCGGACAUCAAAGCAGCGGUUUCUUCUAGAAAUAAAAUAUUGGUUUCAUGGCUGCCACCGUCCUCUCCUAACGGCGUCCUGGUUGGGUAUACUCUUUACAUGAGUGUUAUCGAAGAUGGACGCGAGGAGGGCACCCACAAACGCAUGCUGUCACCGAGUACACUCUCGCACGAAACGUCUCGGUCGCCUCCACGGGCCACUCACCAGUUCUGGGUGUCGGCUUCUACGAGACUCGGGGAAGGAGAAGCCACGAGAGUCGUCACUGUUCUACCUUCCGACUCGGUACCCGCAAGAAUAACGUCAUUCAGCCGCAAUAUCGUAACUCCUUGGAAAGAGAAUAUUUCGUUGUCAUGCAACAAAGUCGGUGUGCCGGCCCCGGCGACCACGUGGACAAUGAACGGCGUUGGCUUGGAGUCAACCCUGAGAAAAAACGUGAGCAGCGAUGGAACACUCACAAUAAGCAUGACACAGUCAGCGGACAGUGGUAAUUACACGUGUUCAGUGGAGAACAAUCACGGUCGGGACGAGGUGACGUAUACCGUCGAAGUGAAGGUUCCCCCCCAGCCUCCCAUACUGGCCGUUGUUGAUUCGUACGCAGACUCCUUGCACCUCCAAUGGAGUGAUCAGGGAGACGGAGGCAGCCCUAUUCUCGGUUACGUGAUCAACUAUAAACGUGAACACGGCGAUUGGGAAGAACUGCAAGUGGAGGCCGGCACUUCGGAGCACGUUCUGCCCAACUUGUGGUGCGGAACGCGCUACCAGCUGUACAUAACGGCCUUCAAUCGUAUCGGAACUGGUCUUCCCUGUGACAUCGUUCAUGCCUAUACCAAGGGCACUGUUCCUGUUAAACCGAAGCAUUCGCAAAUGAUAACUCUGAACACUACGACGGUUACCGUGUGGCUGGACUCGUGGGGUGACGGUGGCUGCGGGAUACUAUACUUCGUCAUUGAAUACAGAGAGAUGAGCCAACCUCAGUGGCGGCUAGUGUCGAACAGUGUGCAGGCGACCGAGCGGGUUUUCAGCGUGAGCGGCCUAACGCCCGCCGCACACUACCAGCUGCGCAUCACCGCGCACAACAACGCCGGACACGCGCUCGCGCUCUACAACUUCACGACGCAUUCGCUCAGUGGCCUGUUAGAUGGAGACCUGUCUCCCCCUAUACCGGCCGCUGGAGCCAGGUCUCUGGGUGGCGCACGCGUCAUUCUGCCGGCAGCCCUGUCACUAUUGGUCUUAGGAGCACUCAUCGCCAUAGUUCUGCUUGUUAAGCGCAACAAGACCGGCACGACUGAGACAGUGGCGACGGAGAGUGGCGUCGGUGAGUCUCCGUCUGUGGCGCAGCUGCAGAACAAGGCGAACCGCGACCAGCAGUACCUCGCCGCCCGCGCCCAGCACCCGCCCCCGCAACACCACUACAAACACGCUUCCAACGAAUACAUAGAAGACAUCUGUCCGUAUGCGACAUUCCAACUGACGAAACCGACAGCUUACAGCGAGAGUAGCUACAGCGGCAACGUGUAUAGCGGCCCUUACCACUCCGUCAGAGGAUCCUUCGUCUACCACGAUCUCAAACAAAAUGAUAAAUAUAAGGGCAAAGAGCCAGAGUACACUAAAGUAAGAAGAAAAGGAACCAGACUCCGAGAUCCGCAUUCCGAGAGCCAAGAGUCGGACAACUUGGGCUCGACGGACUCGGAGGUGAAGAAGAUAUUAACGCUGCACCUGCCCAUUACAGAGUACGAGGACGACGCGAGCGACGACGCCAGCGCGCUCCACUCCGACAGCGAGCCGGCCGCGCGACUCCGACCGGCGCACCCCACUGCAUAUCCAACUGUAGAACGUGAGGAAUCGUCUUCGUCAUCGGAGAACUCGCUCGGCGGGGUCGUGAGGAAGGCUUUUCCCUCGAGGAAAGGGAAGGCGGGUGCGCUCGGCAAACGCCAUGUUAGAUCUUCGAGCGGAUACAGCAGUCACAACGACGAGACCACAUUUAGUAUAUCAAACUACCCGUCGUUUAACGAGCACAUCCAUCCUCCCUCCCGCUUCUCAGACGACACAGAUUGCGAGGGACAUCACCGCCGGAAGAGGGCGCCGCAUCCGCAUCACGCGCCGCACCCAGGCGACCCCAAGAUCACAAGGGAAGCAUUCCAGAUAAACGUAUGAGAUACAUCGAAUAAAACGAGAUAGCGCAUCGAACGACGUCAUUACUUUUUAUACUUCUAAUAAAUUUGAAUAUCUGCGUUGGGAUCUGUUUAGCUAUCGAAGAUAUUCAAGACUAAAAUUUCUUGUUCGAAAAAUGAAGCUAAAUAUCCCAAUAACAAUAAUAAUAUGAUUCCUUACUUCAAAAACCAUUUAGGGUUACCAUGUUUUCAAUCUAAAAGUUGAAUAAAUGAAGGUAGUUGCCAGAAAAAAAACCUAACAUUUUCAAAUACAGUCAUCGAAAGUAUGAUCCUUCGAAUUAGAUGUUAUUUAUGAUAUGUAAGAAGUAUAGGUUGUCGUUGGAUUGUAAUUCAAAUGUUAAAUGGCUAAACAGCCAACUAUUGUCUUUACUAAAAAACAAAAAAAACUAUACGGCCAGAAUAAAGUUGCCAAAUUAAUCCACUUCCAAAAUUAAAAGUUGUGUAAAUAUUACUGUAGAUAGUUAGUCUAGUCAAUGUUUCGUGCUAUGUGUUUAAAGUAUUUUUACUUAAAAAAAUAACGCAACAGUAUUUCACAUUACACUCACAAUAAUUUAAUAACUAAGACACUCGAAGGUUCACCGAAACAGCUUUGUAAAUAAAUAAAAUUAGUAAUUGAUAAUAAACAUUAGGUAAACUAUCGAGUAUGAAAUAAGGAGAACAAUAAUUAAAAUAAAAAAAUAUAUAUGUUUUAAACUUAAUGCCUUAUUGACCAAAGUCUUAAAACUAGUUACAGAUGUAAUUUUAGAAAAUAACCAAUAAUAAAAUACGAAUUGUUUAAUUGUUGUAAAGUUUAUGAAAGCAGAAGCUUUCAUUGACAAGUUUAAUAUCAUUGUCUAUAAUAUUAAGAUUUGGUAUGAAUUAAAAAAAAUCCAAGAUAAUGUUUUAUUCUUAGCAAUGUUAAAGUGCCAAGAAAAUAAAAAUCAACAUACUUUACAUAUUUGUAGAAUUAUAUUUGUGUAUUGUACU
Molecule: messenger RNA, 6902 nt
Organism: Bombyx mandarina (wild silkworm)
Lineage: Eukaryota; Metazoa; Arthropoda; Insecta; Lepidoptera; Bombycidae
Gene: Dscam4
Product: Down syndrome cell adhesion molecule 4
Biological process (GO): cell-cell adhesion
Molecular function (GO): protein binding
Source: RefSeq, a predicted model, not a curated record